AUGCGACAGCGUCACUGGGUGGAACUCCUAAACGAUUAUGAUUGUGCAAUCAAAUACCAUCCAAGCAAAGCUAACGUUGUAGCUGAUGCCCUUAGUCACAAGGAAACAAUGCCUAAACGUGUUCGAGCUUUGCAACUCACCAGCCACUCUAAUCUAGCUGAUCAGAUUCGCUCUGCCCAGAUUGAAGCUUUGAAAGAUGAGAACCUUAAAGCCGAAGCCAUGCAAGGCUUGGAGAAUAAACUUGUUGAAAGAUCUGACGGUAUUCGCUAUUUCAUGGAGCGAAUAUGGAUUCAUUUGUACGGAAACCUUAGAGAACUUGUGAUGGACGAAGCACACAAGUCUCGCUACUCUGUUCACCCGGGUUCUGAUAAGAUGUAUCAGGAUUUAAAAGUCUUGUAA
Messenger RNA from Helianthus annuus (common sunflower), 399 nucleotides. RefSeq lists its product as uncharacterized. Bases 1 to 399 code for a protein of 132 amino acids. The transcript has a single exon. The record is from RefSeq and is a predicted model, not a curated record. NCBI's taxonomy places the organism in Eukaryota, Viridiplantae, Streptophyta, Magnoliopsida, Asterales, Asteraceae.